This is a messenger RNA of Leptomonas pyrrhocoris, 6199 nucleotides long. RefSeq lists its product as hypothetical. The coding region runs from base 536 to 6199 and encodes 1887 amino acids. NCBI's taxonomy places the organism in Eukaryota, Euglenozoa, Kinetoplastea, Trypanosomatida, Trypanosomatidae. The record is from RefSeq and is a predicted model, not a curated record. The transcript has a single exon.
GCUAUUUUAGUUGUUAAAGGAAACGCGAUUCGGAGGAUUUGUUGUCCACACGGUGUCCACCCGCGCCUUCCUGAUAAGCGAGGAACCGUACCGUUUGCCGUGUUGGCUCCCUGCUGCGGCUGAUAGGUGAAAAUACGGGAGCAUCGCGUUUUGAAAGGUAUUUGGUGUUAAACAGACGCACAAGCAUCCACAUACUUGGAUUUGUUGUUCAUAUAUCUUAUUUUCUCUUUGCGUUCCCACUUUCUAUUAUUAUCAUUGGCUGCACACAACGGCGUCAGCGUUUCGUCAUCGUUUUUCUUAUUUCCACGGUUAGACAUCCGUGGCUACUUCGCCGCAACCUAAGAGAGGAGCACGCGCGCACGUACACCCAACAUACCUCACCGUACCUUUUUAGAACACCUUUUUUUCAAACGAUACUUCCACGCUCAUUAGAACUUGCUUACUUUCUAUUUUACCUCCCUCGUUGUUUUUCUUCUCUCUGAGUAAUUAUCGACCCGUCAACAUUCUAGAGAUUCGUCUGUUUAACGGCACGGCGAUGGAGUUCCGGGACAUCAAGCCGCCAAUGCCGACGCUGCGGCUGCCGGAGGACUACCUCUACAAUCCCUUAUGCUUUGAAGCGCACACGUCGCCACAGUCGAAGAAGACCGUAGUGGGCACUGUAGAAGCGACAUCGCCCGUGCACAACGGCCACGACACCGCACACGCCACGUUGCCGUCUUCUACCUAUCUGCAUCGGCCUCUACGCUUUGUGCCGGCCGCGCCGCACGCUACCCCGCAGCGACGACGCGACCGUGCGGGUGCGGAGAGGACCACGCCGGAGUCGCCAAUGCCGUCCUCUACUCCUCAAACGCCGUCACAAAUCCCCCUGCCGCGGUCGUCCGCCCACUCUGGAAACACGUCGCUGAUCCGGCGGGCACACGCGCUGGCGCAGGAGGUGGCGGAGUGGCAGCGCUUUGAAGCUGCAAUUGAGAAGGGAAAGGGAAAGGGCCCGCAUUCCGAGCUCCUCAGCGCCUCGGCGACGGAGCUGAACAGCUCUGCCUGCCGACCCACGCGUGCGACGCAGCUGCGGGCCCAUCACAUCUACGAGCAGCUCGAGGAUCGAGAGGAGGCGGAGCACGACAUCUUUCACCGUCCCAAAGGGCGGCCCUCCUCCGCCACCUCACUGAGGAGCCCGCGGCGGUUGUCCGGCGCGACGGACACCUCGACGCCGCAGCGCCGGAACGCGACGACGCCGGCCCGCACGCCGCGCUCCACUAAAGCCGCCGAACUGCGCCAGCGCCACUCCACUCUGUUGCUCGAGGAGAUGGCGGAGGCGACGCGGCUUCGAGUGGAGGAGGAGGCAAAGGAGGGAAAGGAACGGCAACGCCCUGCCUCGUCGCACAGCAGCACACCAGCGCCGUCUCCCGUUUCUACGGGAAGCGCAAAAGCGCGUGCGGUCAGAAACACUGGGGCAGUGGGGGUGCAGAGCAGAAAUGAAGAGCGGCAGCGGCGCAGGAUGGCGAGCGACGGGCACGACGGCCGCCGUGCACCGACUGGAACAGCCACGCCCACACGGCGAAGAGGCUCCGAUGCCAGCGUCAGCUCCAAGGACAAGAUGAAGGCAGCGGUGUCGAAGUACCUCGAUGAACAGGAAAGAAGUUCGGAGAAGUUCUUGGCCGCGCUGUCACCUAUCGAAAAGAACAGCAUGAAAGGAGAUGAGGAGUACGACGCACCGGCUGCACUGCCCGCACCAAAGCAGCGGCGGCGUCGCGGGGAAGUGGCACAGCCGCUGCUAUCAACAAAAGCACACCGAGAUGGCGACAACCAGAUGGAGUCGAAGAUGUCAGUGCCACGUCGGCAGCCCGCUGCGGCGGGUGCGGGACCGCCUUCUCCCGAGCCUCGCCCUCCCCCUGCCUCUACCGUCUCCCCGGCCGCUGUGGCACACGUACAUGUGCCGCCUAAAAACUCCAGUGUGACCACAGCACAGCCACCACCACCACCACCACCACCGCAACGCAGUACGAGGGAUGCUGCCGCACAGACAAAGCAGCAGUUUAUCUACCCAGUGAGGAAAGGUGCGGCCGCCACUACGCAAGACGCACCACUGACGCAGCAGACGCUGACAGCGGGCCCGGAGCCGACCGCAGCAGCUGUGGGGGGUGCAGCGGACACUACGGGACCGCCUCCAGCGGCGACACGCGACACGAAGUCGCCUACGCCGUCGCCAUCGCCUUACUCCUCCAUCGAAUUUGACGUGGCAACGCCGUCGCGGCUGCACAGCUCAGUGUUGCUGUCGCCUAGUGUUGUUCCUGCUGAUCACGAAGAGGAGGAGAAAGCACACGACGGUGUACAUCACGCAACGGCUGCAGGAAGCAGACCGCAAACGCACCGGUUGCCAAACGAUGUCGCGCGCACGCCGAGGCCCGCAGGGGGAAGCCUCUCCUCUGUUGACGCCGCGCGGAGGCGAAGUCUGUUGUCUCUUGACCGUGACCAGGCAGAGAGCUCCCCUCCACGUGAGCAUGGCGCCUGCGUAUCGCCGUCACCUGCAUCGAAUCGAAGUCCGUCCGCCUCCCCGAAGAAGCGCACGCCUGCCAAGGCAGCGGUGGAGGCUCCAGCACCGGUGCCGCCUCCUGCACUCUCCACAUCAUCGAGACAGCCAGCUGCGCCAAAAACGACAUCACCACCAGCUACCGCAGCACCGCCUACGACGGAGUCAUCUGCUGACCGGCUAAGGGCUCCUGCUGAGCGGAGAGGGCAGCUCCAGCAGUCAUCAGCAAAGGACGUAGCGACGACGCAACCUGCGCGGCACGCUCUGCCCCCCAAAAGAGAAGAAGAGUCGCCCGCUGACGAAAUGGCACUGUCGCAGUCGUUUCCCUCCGUCCGCUCAUUUCAUUCCGACGAUGAAGCGAUGCCCGACGCAGCGGAACACCCAGCGCACGGCCUUCCUGCGGCGCACUCGGCCCCCGCUGCUCCCUCUCCCUCCGCAGACGCCGCCACGACGCAGGCGCAGCUCUUACGGUACUACCGCUCCGCCAACUCAUCCUCGGUCGGUCCGGUGCGGCACGCGGCUCCGCUCCUUCUCCCCGCCGCGCUGCCCAUGCGCACCCUUCCAGGGGACGACGUCGGCGCCAUCACGGCGGAGUCGCACCCGCACACGGCUGUGGAGGAGAUCGUAAACACGGCGCAGACAGACGCGGAAAGGGAGGAGUCCGCGCACACGGCCACCACAACGCGGUCCAGCUCACGCGCCACAGCGCGCAGCUCCGUCUCCACCGCGUCCACCUCCUCGGUGGAAGACGAAUACAAUCAACGCAGCGGCAGCGAAGGGCCGCACCCACAUCUGCGCCACUCUGACGCCUCGGUGUCGUCUCCGCCGCAGGACUGGCGUGAGGAGGUGGUGGACGAGCACGAGAGCGGUUCUCUCUCGGCCCCGGCCUUUUCUUUCUUGGCGGACGCCACCGCCGACUUCUCUCUUUUUCGCGGGUCGGCGGCGCCGUUUGAGGCGGGUGGCGGCGCGCCGACGCACGAGCCGUUUGGCGGCGGCGGUCCCCGUGCGUGGGGCCUCCCUGUCCCGCCGACCAAUCACACCCACGCCGCGGCAGCGUGGAAGGCGCGACAACGAGCGGCCUCGACGGGAGGAAGCGACGCGGCGUCCUUCGCCUCCUCAAAACCCCCCGCUGAGCAGCACCCAAAACGCAGGAGACCGUCUACCACAGAGGCGUUGCUGCCGCUCUAUGAACCGCGCAUGGAGGGCCCUGUUUGGAAGGAUGCCCUCGACACCGUCCGCGUGCCGCAGCUGCAGGAGAGCAAUCGCCGCUCUCCACCCACGCCAAAGGUGAUGGCGUGCAUGGCGACGGAGGAGGAGAAAAGCGGUCAUUUGACGGCCUCGGCAAUAGAGGACGUGACACCGUCAGCGAGCAAAGCCGAACGGAUGACAGCAGCACCCUUGGAAACAACUGAGCCCGCAAGAGAAAAAACAGAUAAAGUUGUCGAGACCGCCACCGCCAACACACCUGCGGUCGCGAUCAACAGCACCCCGGCGUCUUCGUCGUCCCCAUCGACGGAGCGGCCUCUUGCGAGUGGGCCGAAGCCGUUCCACACCUCUCGGCUUCCCGCUCGUUCGCGAGCCGCGCCGCAGAACUCGCCGCUGUCGGUGAACGCGCACGUAGCCAGCUCUGAAGUGCCGUCGGCGCCACCGCCGCCGACUCGUACCGCCCUCUCUCCGUGGACACACCAGCGCCCGUACACGGUGGGAGGUGCAGGGCAGCAUGCGUGCAGUCCGACACUCUCCACAAAAGAAGACGGUCCCAGUGCGUGUCCUCUUAGUGACACCUCCCCCGUUGGAGCGCCUCAGCUGUCCACUACGUCGCCGACGAAGAGAGGCAAGGCGCGUGCUGCUUCGACAACACCCGCUACCGAUGCCGCGCCCACAAAUCAGCAGGAGGCACCAGCCGCUGCAGCGCCUACCACUCCGUCGCCUGCUGGGACGCCGCCUCCAGCUCCCACCCCGACGAAUGCUGCGGUACCACCACCCAUGACUGAAUUCGCCUCACCCGCGGUAAAGGCGACAGGGGAGAAACCCUUCAACGCGACGGAAGGAGCGUCUCCGGCGCCGGACAGCGGCAUCCAGCAACUCUCGAAGUACGCGCUGUGGAAGGCAAAGCAAAAGGCGCAGUUACAGGCAGCAGAGGCAGUGGCUUCUCCUUCAUCUUCCGCGGCUCAAAUAAUGGAAAAGACACCGACACAAUCCAGACCUUCUGGAGUCGCACGACAAGUUAUGGGGGACCUGGCGGACGUGCACCUUGCUGCCUCACCACCCGCACACGCGCCAGAGGCAAGCUCAGCGCUUGGUUCGACCACGCACACCCUUCUCGGGUCGCAGUCGAUGGGUGGGACAGAGAUGGAGCGAACACCGAUGGAGCGGUCACUGCCGGGUCUGCUCUCCGACGCCUCCGCGGACGAAAUGGGAGAGAGCGAGGGCGCAAGGGGGCCUCUCAGCCACGCCCCUACGCCGCUGCGUUUGCGGUCACCCCCGCCCAACGUUGCAUCUCCAGCCUUGGAGAGGUUCGCUGCGGUGCGCGACACCUCCGGGGACGCAACUGCAACCGUCACCGAUUCAUCGAGCCGCGCCUUUUCUCGCUCCGACACCUCCACCCGAAGCUUCUCCAACGCAGCGGCCGAAGGGCACACAACGGCGGCGCCAGUCCAAACAGGGACGAUGCCGCACACAGCGGAGAGGGAAAUAGUUGAAGGAGCCGCGAGCCCUACUUUCUGGAUGGCGCAGACGGCGGGGCACAGCUCCUCAGAGUCGAUUUCUAUGGAUAGCGACGCGAUAGCGGCUGCAGGUGCCCCCGCAGGCGUAGAUGAAGGUGGCGCUAUGACCACUGCGUUUCCAUGGGGUGGGUUGGUGGGCGACUCACCUCCGCCCAGCACAGACGUGACGGUCGCACACGAUGCGCAGUGGCCCGGCAGCAGCUCUGAAAACACAGCAGCCUUCUUACCGGCGCCGGCAGCCGUGGAAAGGGAUUUGCGUGGUGCCGUAGAGGAGGCGUCGGAGAGCAGCGGAAGCCCCCGCCGCUGCCAAUCGGAGCAAGCGAGCGAAAUGGCGGUGGCCAUGCCGGAAUCGCCCGGCCUCUUCUCCAACAACUCUAGCAGCCUGGCCAGCACGCCGGUUUUCCACAGCAGCUCGCUGUACACCUCACCGGCCCGCGUAGACGGCAGUGCGGCAUCGGCGCUGACACCGUGGUCUGCGGAUACGAAGACGCCAGAAGCAGCCGGGAGCGACAAGCGCGAAGAUGCAGAGGAGGAAGAAAGUGUUCGUAAGGACGAGGAGGCGGUCGGGGAACCCAGCCCACUGCAGGAGCCCGCACAGCAACGUGCUCCAAUGCCGCCCUGUGUGGCCAAUGCUGCAGCAGCGGCGGCGUCGCCACCGUGUACCCCGCAGGCAACCGCCACGGACGACGAUGCCACCCCUUCUCCGUUUCGUCCCGCGACGCCCCUUCCGAGCGAAGACUUUCGGGGGGGGGGGGCACCGUCGUUGACCUCGGACACCAAUCCAUGGAGUGGGCGCUCCUCUCCUGCGCGGGUGUGGGAAGGCGCGGCGACGGUCUCUGCGAUGCCGUCAGUGGCGGAGGAUGAUUUGGAAGUGUUUCGUGGGGCUACCGCAUCUUCGGUAUCAGUGCCGCUGGCGCGUAUGCAGUACGUCCAUCAAGAUUUGUAG